Messenger RNA from Coregonus sp. 'balchen', 826 nucleotides. The record is from the annotation of a GenBank genome assembly. NCBI's taxonomy places the organism in Eukaryota, Metazoa, Chordata, Actinopteri, Salmoniformes, Salmonidae.
AAGCUGCAGGAGCAGGAUGAACGUGCGGAGCAGUUGAAGGGUCGUCUGCGUUGGGAGCAGAGAGAGCUGAGGGUGAGACUGGAGCAGCUACAGGGAGGCCUAGGGGGUCUGGGAGGAACAGGCGUGGUCUCAGAGAGGAUGAGGAACGACAGUCUGGGAUCAGCAGCCAUGUCCUCUUCAGAGAGGUCUGACUCUGACAGAGGUGAGUCUCUCAAUCACAGCUCUCUUCUCCAAUCACAGCUCUCUUCUCUAAUCACAGCUCUCUUCUCCAAUCACAGCUCUCUUCUCUAAUCACAGCUCUCUUCUCCAAUCACAGCUCUCUUCUCCAAUCACAGCUCUCUUACCCAUGUUUAGUAACUCUCUCAAAACGACGCCUGGGGAUAUCCAUUUGUUAGGGAGUACAUCCUUCAGGUUUUGUUGACGGAAGUGUUUUCACACUCUCUUUAUCGGGGAUAUGAGAUGGUGUCAGUCACAGCUCUUCAACAUCUUUAGAUCCAUCUCCAUUUUCAAGCGUUAGGGAUGUAGGUCUACAACGUCAGGUUUUGUUGACUGAAGUGUUCAUGUUAAAAGUUAGUAAGCUUAGUGUUUCAUAUCAGAGAAAUCCGGUGUCUUCAGUACAACUAAAGGACAUUUGAGUCUGCAAUUGCACAGAUUUGCUUUUUUUUUUUUCAGCCGUAUUUGACAGAUUGUAGAUUGUCUUUUGCUAACCCGAUGUGUUGUUGUUUUUGUUAUUGCAGAAGACGUGGAGGUUGAUGUGGAGAGUAUGGCGUUUGAGUGUCUGGACUCUGAUGGUCUGGGGACGGUCCCCCACGCAGGCAUAGAUCAC